Messenger RNA from Hordeum vulgare subsp. vulgare (domesticated barley), 5904 nucleotides. RefSeq lists its product as uncharacterized. The coding region runs from base 261 to 5516 and encodes 1751 amino acids. Gene Ontology annotation, biological process: defense response to other organism. The transcript is spliced from 6 exons. The record is from RefSeq and is a predicted model, not a curated record. NCBI's taxonomy places the organism in Eukaryota, Viridiplantae, Streptophyta, Magnoliopsida, Poales, Poaceae. Gene Ontology annotation, molecular function: ADP binding.
CCUUUUCCUUACCUUAUGUAUUGUUUCCGAUCCACCAAGCUCCCGCUUUGCUCUUGUGUCUCUCGCCCCUUCCUUUCUUUCUCCAAGACUCCAAGCUCCAGCGCCCCAGCCACACACAAGCAGUGAGAGAGAGGGAGAUAACCACUGAGAGGCCAUCCGUCGCUGUCCAAAUUCUAGGCCCUGCCAUCGCCGGAGGAGAAGCUCGCUGGCCGGCCGCUUUAACAGAAUCUCCAUCGUCUUAACACCCAGCAACGUCAGUAAUGGCUGAGUUUGCGCUUGGCUUGACCAAGACGGCGGUGGAGGGGACGGUGAGCAGGGUGAAAUCAGCGAUCGAUGAGGAGGACAAGCUCAAGGUCCUGGUGCAGAACGAUCUGGUGUUCAUCACGGGCGAGUUUGAGAUGAUGCAAUCCUUCCUAAAGGUCGCCAACAAGGAGCGUGCCAAGAAUGAAGUGGUGAGGACAUGGGUUAGGCAGAUCCGUGACCUUGCCUUCGACGUGGAGGAUUGCGUCGAGCUUGUCAUCAGCCUCGACAUCAAGUCAGGCUGGUCCUGGCUCUGGCGCGUACUGCCGAGCUGCAUGGCACCGGAGCGGCCCCUCGAUAAGGCGGUGUCCGAGAUACAGCGGCUCAAGGCGAGGGUGGAGGAUGUUAGCCACAGGAAUACCCGCUACAACCUCAUCGGCGACUCAGGUUCCAACUCCAUGACUACUCCACAAGUAACUGCUCUCUCCAAUUUACCGGCACCAGAGCUUGCGCACGAAGCUGAGGCAUCAUCAUCAGCAUUCCACAUCCUACGUGAUGUGUGGGAGGCGACGGGGAAGAUGCGGCGUGACAUGGGUGACCUAAGGAAGCUGAUCAAGAGCGAAGGGAGUGUCCUAGAGGUGAUCUCACUAUGGGGAGGUCCAAGAUCAUCUGCUGAUCUUGGGGCGGCACAUGUCAUCAGGGAGGCAUACAAUGACCCAGAAAUCUGCCAAGAAUUCAAAAGCCGAGCAUGGGUAAAACUGAUGCAUCCAUUUAACCCUGACGAGUUCCUCAAAAGCUUGUUAACUCAGUUGUACACCAGCCAUCGCCGAGCAAAUGUGCUAGAGGUAGAGUUCCGGACAAAGAUGAGAGCAGCAGUGGGUAGGGAAGAUGAUCUCAUGAAAGCGAAGCUCAUGCAGCAGGUAAGCGAUGAGCAGAGAUAUCUCGUCAUUGUGGACCAAAUAUCCACAGUAGCGGAGUGGGACACCAUCAGAAUGUACUUGCCGGACAGUAAAAAUGGCAGCCGAAUUGUGGUGAGGACGCAACAGUUGGGGCUUGCACUCUUGUGCACGGGGAAUCCCUACCAAGUAUCGGAGCUCAAGCAAUACUCUUAUGCUCAAUCUCUUUGUGCCUUUUUUAGGAAGGUUUGUGGACGUCAUAGUGACACCAGUGAACUUAUUUGGCAAUUAAAAUGUGGCGGUGUGAUCUCCGUGUGUGGGUUUAGUGAAGACGGAUCGACUCUUGUUGAUAAAGUGUACACGGGCAUAACACAGAAGUCAAAAGAAUUUGAGGAACUUGAAUUCAAACGGCACAGCUGGGUCGAUAUUCCUUAUCCGUUUGAUUUGCAUGCCUUCUGUCUGUGCUUAUUUUUUAAUUUUCAUUCACAUAAUCUUCGAACCAAGGAAAUCGUAGCAGCUGGUAUGAUGGGAAUCACAGGUGUAAUUGAAGGGUGCCGUAAGUUUCUGCGUGAAGAUAAAUGCCUCGUUGUUAUUCAUGGUCUGAACUCUACGGAGGAUUGGGAUCAGAUAAAAGCUAUGUUUUUAUCCGAGUUUAGUGGAGGUUGUAUCCUUGUCAUUACGAAGGAAGAAAGUGUGGCCAGAUAUUGCGCAGACAAGGCUGAUCAAGUGCUGAAUGUCAAGGAUUUGGAUGACGACAUGCUACUUCAUCAAGCAAUAAAGGGUUCUGAGUACAAUGGAAUCGGAGGCAAGGAGGUUUCCAGACGGGGUCGCUUUUUCUCCAACAACAGAAGGAAAGAUGCACGUGACUGGAUGGACAAAUUUCAACUUGUUGUGGAUCGGACAGGAUUUUACCGUGAAAAAGUGAACUAUCUCACUAGUAAAAUCUCAGUUUACAAUCUCUCUAGUGUAAUCUCCUUGCGCAGGAUCGAUGGUGCCGAGAAAUGGGCUCUUGCCAGGAAAAUUUACUACGACCAAAUGCUUGAUGUACACGAAGAGGAGCGUUCAGGCUUGGCAUUUACAAAGUUCAGCUGGGUUGAUGUACCGGAUCCGUUUGAUUUGACUGACUUCUGUUGGCGCUUACUAUUGGAUUUUCACUCGGAUGAUCCCGAAGCCAAGCAAACUGCAGCGAGUGUUAUGAUGGCAGGGUGUCUAGACCCGAUUCGACGGUGCUGUGAGCUUCCUGCAAUGUGCUUUGUUGUUAUCGAUGGCCUACGGUCCAGGGAAGAUUGGGACCGGAUACAGAAUGCCUUAAAAACCUUCCACGGAUGUAUCUUGGUCAUUACAAAAGAAAAAGGCAUACAUCUGGAAGAUAGAAGAGUGGAAUUUAUCGAUGAUGAUCUGCCCGCCGUUGGUCAACCCUUGAUAAAGAAGAUAGGGUACUCAGACCAGGACAUGGGUCGCAUUUUCUCUGGUAGAAUGACAGAAGCAUGUGACUGGACCAACAAAUUUAGACUUACUGGGCAUGACCAAAGUGAAUGGAGGAAGCUUUUAUCCAGAAGGAAUGGUGUGACCUCCGUGUGGGGGAUUGCGGGGAUUGGGAAAUCAUAUCUAACCAGAAGAUUCUUCUACACCGGUAUGAUUGAUUUAUGCGGCCCCGAUUUAGAACCUUCUUACUCCCUGGUUCUGGAGCAUAAUGUCACGAAGUAUGGCUGGGUGGAUGUGCCCCAUCCGUUCGAUUUGAAAGACUUGUCUAGACGUUUACUUUUGGACUUUCAUUCGGAUUGUCUUGAAGCAAAGGAAAAGGCAGCAAUUGGUAUGAUGGAAGGCGAGGAUCCGAUACAAGUGUGUCGUGAGUUUAUGCAGCAACACAGAUGCUUUGUUGUCAUUGAUGGUCUGCGCUCCAAGGAUGACUGGGACUUCAUAAAAACUGUCUUCUUAUCCCAGCCUAUUCAGGGCUAUAUAAUUGUCGUUACAAAUGAAGAAAGCAUCGCCAGGCAUUGUGUAGAUGCAGAAAAUGAUGUGGUCAAUGUUCAAGGUCUAAACGAUAACGAGGCCCUUCAUCUCUUCAACAAGAUUUCUCGGGACAGUGUGCAAUUGACUUCUGAGGAGGUAGAGAUUUCAAAACUCAUCACACCAAUGUGUGGCGGGCUACCUCAAGUAAUAGCUGCUAUCAGCAAAUACUGCCGUGCAAACAAGGAGUUGCCAAAAUUGUUGUUGAAGCGUGUAGAAACUGACUUCAUGGGCAUGUUGGAAGACCAAGAAUUUCAUUGUUUAAAGGGUCUAUUUUCUUGGAUGCAGUCCUACUUUGAUGCUUGCCCUGAUUCACUCAAGCCAUGUAUCUUCUAUCUGUCAGUCUUCCCUUUAGGCUACAAUAUUAGGCAAAGGCGUUUGUUGAGGAGAUGGAUCGCUGAGGGUUACACCAGGGAUACACCUGGUAGUACCGCGGAAGAGAACGGGGAAAACUUUAUCUCCGAGCUUGUGAAGUUGAGCAUUAUCCAGAAGAAGUGGUCGCCAAGCAAGGUGGUCAUGUGCCAAGUUAAUGGUUUCUUCCGUGAAUAUAUAAUUUCACGACCAAUGCAAGAUAACCUUGUGUUUGCACUAGAGGGGCGUUGCAUGCUCAACACGCAGCGUGCUGGACAACACCUCACCAUAAGUAGAAGUUGGGAUAGAGACAAGAUUGUAUACGAGAGCAUGGAAUUGGCACGGCUACGGUCAUUGACAGUGUUUGGGGAGUGGAGGUCAUUCUUCAUCUCUGCUGAUGUCAAACUGAGAUGUCUUCGGGUGCUGGAUCUGGAGGACACGUCGGGUGUAACAAAUGGUGACCUCGAACAGAUAGGGAAUCUACUGCCACGCCUCAAGUUCCUCUCCCUGAGAGGAUGCAAAGAUAUUACCAGUUUGCCCAGUUCAUUGGGUUUCCUGAGGCAGCUGCAGACUCUGGAUAUCAAAGGCACCUCCAUAGUCACGCUACCAAUGACUAUUGUGCAGCUAGAGAAGCUGCAGUACAUUUGUGCUGGCGCCGCUCGUUGUAUACCACCUACAUCACCAGAGGGCCCAAUCGCAGGCAUAGCAAGAUCACCAGCCGUACAGGGUGAUGGUGCAAGCACAAGCCAACCACCAGCGACGGCAUCAGCUCCAACGCCGCCACCACCGCCGCCGCCGCCACCACCACCACCACCAGUAGACGGCGAUGGCAAGAGCACAAGCCAACCACAAGCCAACACAGGCCGACCAGCAACAGCUAUGGACCAUUUUCAAGAAGUGGAAAGAAGUAUGGCAGAAGAACUAGCAAGAAGAGUAUGGCGGGAACAACGGGAAGGCAGCUCGACAUCAACAGAAGAAGACGACGACGACAAUAUCACAGUCAUUGGUGAAGUAACAGCACCACCAGGGGAUGGUGAUGAUGCAGCAAGCCCAAGCCAACCAUCACCAGCAGCAGUAGAAGGUGAGGAGGAUGCCCGGACGUCAACGCCGUGGAGCAGCAGGCUCAGAGUUCUGAGCAGGCUACGUGGUGGUGAUUUUGUAUUCCGCUGCUUGUCCAAGUUGCGCGCACACAGACUUGUUAGCGGCAGUCACGAUGGCGUUCAGUUUCCAGUUUCUGCUGCAGUAGGAAUUGGGAAUUUGAGGGCCUUACAUUUCCUUGGUGUUAUCAAUGUCGGUGGUGCUGGUGGAAAGGCUACCCUCACAGAGCUUAAGAAGCUUACACAGUUACGGAAGCUAAAAUUGUCCGGCAUCAACUGGAAAAACUGGCGGGAAUUUUGUUUCGCCAUUUCCGGUCAUGGCUAUCUCGAGACAUUGUCUGUUGGACUGGACGAGGAGGACGAUGAUCCGACAAGUGAUGCUCAAGUCUUUGGUUGUUUCAGUGACAUCUCCGAGCCACCCAAGUCCCUCAAGACCCUUAAGGUAUACGGGGAGAAAGCCCGCAUAUCUCCAUUCUUGAUGAAGCAGCUUCACAACCUCACUAAGGCUGACCUUGAGUUGACCCUAUCAACCCAAGACGACAUAGACUGCCUUAUAGAUUUGCAAUGGAGUCGCUUCAGUUUUCCUAAGCUGCGUGUUUGUGUCAAGCCGAUUCAAGAUGGUAAGCUCAAGUUUGGUUUCUCUAAUUGUUACCUUUUCAAGGUCCUCAAGAUCCAUUGCAGCUACAAGACAGAGAUAGUUUUUGGACUUUGGACAUCUCGUUUUCUUGAGGUGCUAGUGGUUCACUGCUCUACUACUGAGGCGUCUUUGGAGGUUUCUGGGCUGGAAUUAUUAGAUGGCCUCAAGGAAGUUUGGCUCAAGGGUUCCUACAGCGAAGCAGUUAAGCAACACUUGCGGUAUAAACUUGUCCUGUUACCGACAAGACCUGCCCUGAAGCUGGAGGAGCUACCACGUUCGUCAUGAUGAAAUCAUUAGUGGGUACUACUCCCUCCGUAAACUAAUAUGAGAGCGUUUGGAUCACUACUUUAGUGAUCUAAACACUCUUAUAUUAGUUUACAGAGGAAGUACUUUUUAAUUUCAUUUUCUUCGUCAUGAUGAAAUGAUCAGUGGGUACUACUUUUUAAUUUCAUUUUCUUUUCUACUGCUGUGUCUAUGUGUAACCGACCCCAACAAUCUCCCAAAUCUCUAUGUGUAUACCCUGUAUAUCUUCUUGAGCACCGAUCGAGCUGGGGCUCAGUCACUACUUUCCCAUCCUAGAAUUGGGCUCAUACAUCCGAAUAUUGUCUUUCGAGGCCGAGCUCAAUGGAGCUCGGUUUUCAAAAAUUCAAAUUUCAUCAAAUUUCAUAUUUUA